Messenger RNA from Eptesicus fuscus (big brown bat), 2103 nucleotides. It is a transcript of the gene SPINK9, whose product is annotated as serine peptidase inhibitor Kazal type 9. The transcript is spliced from 4 exons. The record is from RefSeq and is a predicted model, not a curated record. NCBI's taxonomy places the organism in Eukaryota, Metazoa, Chordata, Mammalia, Chiroptera, Vespertilionidae. The coding region runs from base 1744 to 1992 and encodes 82 amino acids. Gene Ontology annotation, molecular function: protein binding; serine-type endopeptidase inhibitor activity.
GGAAUUCAAUACAAUUAAAGCUCAAACUCUAGAGGGGGAGAUAAACAAGAAUUAAAAAAUAAUUACACACUGUUUUAAAUGCUGGUAUAUAAGUCAUUACUAGGUACCAUAUUGGAAUAAUCUUCCUAUUGUGUAAAUCUGAUUCUAUUACUUCUCUGUUCAAAACCCUUCAUCUGUUACCCUUUGCCUACGGGAUAGAAUCCAGACUCCAGACAUGGUGUUACCCACCCAGCCUGUUCUUCUCCCAUUAUCUCUGAAGGACACUGACUCUAACACUCCUUUUCCCCGACCCUGUGUCUAUACAUGCACAGUUUCCUUUGCUGGAAAUGACUGUUCCUUUUCUGGUUUCAGCUCAAAUUUAGCCCUCCUGUGAAACCUUCUCUGAAUUUGGUUUGGCAGAGAAGUGGCUGAGGAGUCAGGAGUUAGUUUGUAAACUAGUUCUGUCACAUUCAAGCUGUGUAACUUUGGGUGGAUACCUAAACCCUGUGCUUGGCAUAUGGGGUUAUUGUUGUGAUGAUUAAGUGAAAUAACACAAAGCAUCCUACAAGAUACACGCAAUAAAUAUUAGAGCCUUUCCCUGACUACCCAUCAUUUGCUCACCUGCUGUUUCCUUGCAUUUUGUAUUACAUUGAAUUUAAAUUGUCCUGAAUAGUUGGUGGUUGUGUUCUCCUACCCUUAUCAGAUUGUAAACUCUGUGAGGGCAGGACUAUAUAUACAUUUUUAUAUACCUGGCAUAAUAAUUAGUAUAAUGCUUGAUUCAUGGUUAGUAUAUCAUAAACAUUACCAAAUUGUUCUGGGGCCAUAGAGGAAGUUGAGUCUAAGUCUGCCUAGUGUGUUGAGGAAACCUCCCCUUGAGUUGUAAUUCAUCUGAGUAUGAGUGGGUUGGGGAGGGGACAGGUAAUUCCAGGCAAACAGAAAGCAAGUACAAAGGCACAGAACUUGAAAAACGCAUAGGAAUUAAUUACUGAACACAAUUUCUGAAUUUGGAAAAAUAAAUAUUGAACACCUACCAUGCUCAUAUCUGAAAUCAAACUCAAUCUCAGUUGCCUGACCUGCUCCCCCACCAGCUUCCACAAUCUCAGGAAAUAGCCGUUGUACCAGCUCCCGAAAUGUGAGGAACUUGGAAAAAUUAUCUCCCUGCUAAAGAGUAUGAAUCAUUGCUUGUUUCUGCUGAACCAAGAAUUGGCAGUUCAUACCUUUUCUCUGUGCCCAUUCUGGUGUCUCAACUGGCAACAUUUUCCAUUGAUGCUAGAGAAGGAAAGAGGAGAACCUGGGACUAUUUCAGCGCCUAUAAAACUGCCAUGCUGGUGACUGUUCUUGCAAAAGUAGUACAACAUGCAGUAAAACUAGUGAAAUCACUUAACUUCCUUGUAACUUCACUUCCUCAUCUGUAGAACAAAAAAAAAUGGUAACUAUGUGACAUAUUUCUUAUGCAGAUCAAAUUGUGUAACAGAGAUGAAAGCACUCAAACUUUUAAGGACAUAAAGAGACAAGGAAAUAAUGCCAGCUUCAUCGGGUCCUAUUAUCUAUUAAAAAGUCAUGUAAAAUAAUCUGUCUUUCACAAUAAAAGAACUUCCACACCCAGCAGAUGUUUCUGCCCUCCUUCCAGGAUUCUGAUCCUGCAAAUAGGUGUUUCACAAUUGAGUCAGGAACUCUUGACAAUAUAUAAGGCAAGUGGCUGGGCAGACACCAGAAAGUCACUUCUUUUGCCUCCAUCUGACUGCCCUUAGCCUCUUCAGCAGCAUGAGAGUGACAGCCUUUGUCCUGCUCUUGGCCCUGGCACUUAUUGAUGUAGAAUGUGCCAGACAAGGUCAACAGGUUGAUUGUAGUAAGUUUAAAAAAUUACCACCAGGAGAAGAGAGACUGUGUUAUGAAAUAUAUAGACCAAUUUGUGGAUCUGAUGGCAAAACUUAUGCCAAUGAUUGCUUCUUUUGUUCCGAAGUUGAGAAAACAGACAACAAACUUAAAUUUGUACGUUUUGGGGCAUGUUGAAUCUAUCAUGUGAUUCCAUUCACAAGAGGCACAUUUCUUCUCCCAUUUAAUCUUGCCUCCAUUGUCUUGAUUUAGUUGUAGAAUAAAGUGGACCUAAAUGAAAUAAACAUA